AUGGCUGGCCAACUCAAGAAAAAAACCCUCAGUGCCGGGAUAGCACACAUCAGCGUGGGGCCCGCGCACACGCCAUUCGACGUGCACCUGGAGCUGCUGUGCGAGUGCUCCCCCUAUUUCGACGCUGUCUACAGGGACAGGGCCCGGUCGGGCGUCAUCGAAGGCCCCCCCGUUAUCUUCCCAGCCGAAAGCCCCGAUGUCUUUGCUGAGAUAGUCAGUUGGAUGUACCGCGGCGCGCUGUCGCCCGAUCUCGAGUCGCGGUGCCAGGUCAUCUUCCUAUUCCAGCUGUGGGUGCUCGCGGGGAAAUUCCAGAUCGGCGCGCUGCAAACCCAGGCGCUGUCCAUGUGCGAGAAAAAAAUCGACAAUAAUAAGAAAUCGGUUCUCAGCGCCGCGACCGUGAGUUAUGUCUAUGCGCGGACGGACCCGGGGGCGUCGCCGCGCCAUCUGGUUGUUGACGCCUGGGCGAAGAGCGCGACCGUUUUGGAAUAUGCGCGUCAGAAGGAUACCUUUCCGCGCGACUUUUUGGAGGAUCUCUGUGGGAAAUUAAUCGCCAAUAUGGAACUUACGCGAGAACCGACGCCGGUUGAGGGCCGCCCGCCUGUGCCCUUGCAAUCACCGCAACGCGUCAAGUCUAUGCACAGGUCGAAAGACAGUUCGCCUACGUCUGAGGGAGAUCAGUCUUGGAAGACCGCAGAGUCCCAGCAAAAACCUAAAGAGGGUCCUGGGGAGAAAUCGGGGAAGCCGGUCGAGACCCAGCAACAGCCGAAACUAGGACAGCUUUGGCCUCCGAGGGCGUCGUCUACGCAGCCGAUCGAGCUGUCGGAAAGAGUCAAACAAGGACCGCCAAGGUCUGCGUCUUCAGGAGCAAGAAGGGGUCUGAAGAUCGCGAAUCUCAUGUCACCGGAGCAGAUGCAGGAGAGGAAACACAAGGAUCCAACUCGAUUUGGCGCAUCUUCAUCUGCGUCUGCGCCUGGUCGCUAUACGCAGGAAGGCUCUGGGGAGGGCAAGGACGGUGCAGCGGAGAACAGCGAGAGCUCUUAG
Aspergillus puulaauensis is the source of this 1041-nucleotide messenger RNA. RefSeq names its product BTB/POZ domain-containing protein. The transcript is spliced from 2 exons. The record is from RefSeq and is a predicted model, not a curated record. NCBI's taxonomy places the organism in Eukaryota, Fungi, Ascomycota, Eurotiomycetes, Eurotiales, Aspergillaceae. The coding region runs from base 1 to 1041 and encodes 346 amino acids. Gene Ontology annotation, molecular function: protein binding.